Molecule: messenger RNA, 3282 nt
Organism: Phalaenopsis equestris
Lineage: Eukaryota; Viridiplantae; Streptophyta; Magnoliopsida; Asparagales; Orchidaceae
Product: AP-3 complex subunit delta
Exons: 2
Coding region: 82-2904 (940 amino acids)
Biological process (GO): Golgi to vacuole transport; protein targeting to vacuole
Cellular component (GO): endosome membrane; AP-3 adaptor complex; membrane coat
Source: RefSeq, a predicted model, not a curated record
CUCGACCAUACCAUCCCUUAAUGCGAGAUCGAUCUGCUUAACCCCUACAUUCCUCGCUUCCAUUCUCAGUCAUAACCCGUCAUGGCCGCCGGCGCUUUCUCCACUACCGGAAGCUCCGCCUCUGCUUCCGGCGGCUUCGCUCCUUCCUUGGUGGAUUCACUUUUCCAGCGUUCCCUCGAUGACAUGAUCAAAGCCCUACGCUCUGCCCCCGGCGGCGAAUCGUCCCUGAUCCACCGCCUCCUCGCCGAGAUACGCCGUGAAAUUCGCUCCACCGAUUCCGACACCAAGUUCCUGGCCCUGCAAAAGCUCACAUAUCUCUCCUCCCUUUACUUCCUCGACAUGUCCUGGGCCGCCUUCCACGCCCUCGAGCUCCUCCCCUCCUCUGUACCCGCUUUCAAGCGCUCCGCUUACCUGUGCGCAUCCCUCUCUUUCCACCAUUCUUCCACCGAACUCUUGCCCCUAGCCACCCAUCAGCUCCGCAAAGACCUCCAAUCUCCCAAUCCUUCCGUCUCCUCCCCUGCGCUACAUCUACUUGCACUCUCUUGCUCCCCCGAUCUCGCCCUUCACUUAUCCAACGAUCUUCUAUCUCUUCUCUCCUCCCCACGCGCUGCAGUUCAUGUACGCUGCCGCGCUGUCUCCACCUCCCUUCCUGUACUCCGCCUCACCCCUGAUUUCGCUCGAACCUUCCUCCCCAAACUUGUCGAAGCACUAUCUCCUUCCUCUCCUCUCCUCUCCGCUGCUGCUGGUGUAUUUUGCGAGCUCGUUUCCUCCGGUGAUCCCCGCCCCUAUCUCCCGCUCGCCCCGGAUUUUCACCGAAUUCUACUCGAGUGCCGCAACAACUGGGUUCUCAUCAAAAUUAUAAAAAUAUUUGCCCGCCUGAUCGUAUUGGAGCCUCGCCUUACGCGCAAACUCGUUGAUCCGAUCUGCGAGCUUAUGCGCCGGUCGCCGGCUAAGUCUCUGGUGUUUGAGUGUCUCCGACUCGUUUUCUCCAGCUUCCCAGAUGAAGAAACGGCCCUGCGGCUUGCUGUGGAGAAGGUGAAGGAGUUUGUUGCUUCGGAUGAUGAUCCCAAUCUUCGUUUCCUCGGUCUACACGGUCUAGCUAUGCUCGGGCCAGGUCAGUCUUGGGUGGUGGAGGAGAGCCGUGAAGCCAUUGUGAAGUCACUUGCUGAUCCUGAUCCAAAUAUCCGUCACGAGGCGCUCCAACUAAUCAUGAGCAUGGUGUUCGAAAACAACGUAGUGGAAAUCUCCUCUAUUCUCAUCAACCAUGCUUUGAUGUCUGAUCCUGAAUUCAGCAAUGUGAUCCUUGAAGCUAUUCUUGUAACCUGUAGCAGGAAUUUUUACGAACUGGUGAUGGAUUUUGAUUGGUAUGUAUCGCUACUUGCUGAGAUGGUAAAGAAUCCGCAUUUCAUGGAGGGGGAGGAGGUUGAGAGGCAGCUUAUUGAUAUUGGAUUGAGAGUGAAGGAGGCUAGGUCUGAACUUGUUCGUGUUGCUCGUGUUCUUUUGAUUGAUCCAGCUUUGCUUGGGAAUCAAUUUCUGUAUAGAGUUCUCUCUGCUGCUGCUUGGAUUUUGGGGGAAUAUAUACAGUUUUCUAGGAACCCCUUAGAGAUAGUGGAAGGUCUUCUGCAGCCAAAAACUACUCUUCUGCCAUCACUGGUGAGAGCUGUUUACAUUCAAGCAGUGUUUAAAAUUGUCACAUUUUGCUUCAGUUCUUUUGUGAAUGUUGGGGUGGUCUCUGAUUUUAAAUGUAAUAUUGAUGAGAAUACUGGUGCUGAAAGUGAGGAUAGUUCUGAUGUGGCCUCGUUCAAACUGGAAUCAAUGGAGAUGAAGGAACUCUUAACUAGUAAAUCCAUCAUCAAUAUGCUGAACUUGAUUGUAACGGCAAUGCUACCAUUGUCAGAAUGUGAUGAAGUGGAGGUUCAAGAGAGGGCGUGUAAUGUGCUUGGUUUGAUUCAUAUUUUGAAUGGGAUUGAGGAGUGGAAAGCUGAUGAUGGAAACUGGAGGAAAGAUGGCAAAAUUAGGGAUUUUGUCAAAUUUAUGAAUGCUGCUUUCUCUGGAGAGCUUGGUCCUGUAUCAAUACAUGCUCAUAAGAGAGCCCUUGUGCCUGAAGGGCUGGAGCUUAGGGAAAACCUUGGUGAUCUUGAUGUGAUACUAAGGGACAAUGGUGUUCAUCCAUCACUUUCAGUAUCUUUCUCCACACGAACACACAGUCAUAAUGAAGAUAAGGAGGACUCUGAACUGACAACUGAGUCUAUUUCUUUGCUUGCUGAGCAUAGGAAACGGCAUGGAUUGUAUUAUCUUUCUACAGAGACGGAUGUGCAUGGGUCAAAUGAGUACCCAAGAGCCAAUGACUAUAAAGAUUCAGUUAGCCCCGACGAUGCUACUAAUGAUCUCUUAAAACUUACAGAUCAGUCCUCAACUUCUAGAUUGAAAAAGCCUGCAAAACCUCGGCCUACAGUUGUAAGGUUGGACGAAGACUUGGAUUUACCAUCUUCUUCAAGGCAUGUAAAGGAACCAGGGGAAGAUAUACUCUCUGGUGCAGUUAGGGAUGUGCUUUCUGCAACAUCAGCAACAGUCCAGAAGACACUUUCUGAGAACCAUACACAUAGUUUGGUGAAAGAAAGUUCAACAAUCAGCAAUGCAGAUUUACCUUUGAAAGAGAAUUCAGUCAUGCGAGAGAGAGAAAUGGGAAGUUCCAGCUCUAGAAAAGGCAAGCAUCAUGGUCAUGGUAAAGAAAAAAACAGAAAUUCUAAGAAAAAUGAGGCUAAAGAAGAAAAAGGCCAUAGGAGUUCCGCAAGGAACAGCCAUCGUCAUGGCAGACACAAGCUUCAGCAAAGAGUAGAAUCAGGGGAUGCUUCUUUAGACAUAGCUCCACAGGCACAAGUUGUUCAAGACCUACUUUUGUGAAAGAAAUCAAAUAGUCUGUUGCAGUCCUACAUACACUUCAAUGAAUGAGGAACUGCUGAUGGAACAAAGAAGAAGUCUUCAGUAUUUUUUCUUUUCAGAGCUGGAAGUUUCAGCAGGUCAGUUCUGGUUUUCUUCCAUAUAUGUAUACUCAGUUACAAUUUUUUGUUAGAUUUUCACUGCAAAUUACAAGGGGCAUUUACGUAAUACCGCAGAAUUCUUAUGUAUUUACAUCCAUGACACUCGAAUCUUUAACAUUGCAUCAAAAAUACGCGCGUAUUUUCUGUCCGGACACUUGACGUAUCUCUACGUGCGGUGCAGGUUAUUUCUGAGUUAUUUUCAGAUUAUUUAUGAGUUAUUUUCAAUAAUCUCGAAAUAACC